Drosophila grimshawi is the source of this 1875-nucleotide messenger RNA. It is a transcript of the gene Ns1, whose product is annotated as guanine nucleotide-binding protein-like 3 homolog. The transcript is spliced from 5 exons. Bases 73 to 1818 code for a protein of 581 amino acids. Gene Ontology annotation, molecular function: GTP binding. The record is from RefSeq and is a predicted model, not a curated record. Gene Ontology annotation, cellular component: nucleolus. Lineage: Eukaryota; Metazoa; Arthropoda; Insecta; Diptera; Drosophilidae.
UAGUAGGAGCAACUAUUCUGCGUGCACGUGUUUUACUUCUUGGGUGCAACAGCAAAAUAUUGCAAAGUUAAAAUGGCUCUCAAGCGAUUAAAGACAAAAAAAUCGAAGCGUUUGACUGGUAAACUCAAGCACAAAAUUGACAAAAAAGUGAGAGAACACAAUCGAAAGGAACGUCGGGAAGCCAAAAAGAGCACGAAGAAGGGCAGUAAGAAACAGAAAUUGAUACAGAUUCCAAACAACUGCCCAUUCAAGGAUGACAUUCUCAAGGAGGUGGAGGAGGCCAAGCAACGUAAAGAGAUGGAACGCCAGGCUAGCCGGGAGAAGUUCAAAGCUGAGCGCGAACAAAAGAAAACCAAGUCGCUGGAGGCGAUGGUCGAAGAUGCCGAUAUGAGGAGCACAGUUCAUGGAAUAAUGCAUGAAAACGAUGCUGCCGAUGAUAAUGAGAAGAAAUACAAGAAUGCCAGCAGCAAAGAGCAGUCGCUGAAGCAGUACUUCAAGGAAUUUCGCAAGGUUAUCGAGAAUGCAGACGUUGUCCUAGAAGUAGUCGAUGCUCGGGAUCCUCUCGGCACCCGUUGCAAUGAGGUUGAGCGGGCUGUGCGCGCUGCUCCCGGCAACAAGCGGCUGGUGCUCAUUCUGAACAAGGCCGAUCUUGUCCCCAGGGAGAAUCUGAACAAUUGGAUAAAAUACUUUCGCCGCAGCUUGCCCGUCACUGCUUUUAAGGCCUCCACUCAGGAGCAGGCCUCCAAACUGGGACGUCGCAAAAUGCGCGAAAUGAAAACCGAAAAAGCCAUGCAGGGUGCUGUGUCCAUCGGAGCCGAAUUGCUUAUGUCCAUGCUGGCCAACUACUGUCGCAAUAAGGGCAUCAAAACAUCAAUUCGCGUCGGAGUUGUUGGCAUACCCAAUGUGGGCAAGAGUUCAAUUAUCAACUCAUUGACCCGAGGACGUUCCUGCAUGGUGGGCAGCACUCCGGGGGUGACUAAGGCUAUGCAAGAGGUUGAGCUUGACUCAAAGAUCAAACUAAUUGAUUGCCCUGGCAUUGUUUUCACGAGUAUUGCCAAUGAAAGCAACGCCAACUCACAUGCCGUUUUAAAGAAUGCUCAGCGUGUGGGCGACAUCAAGGAUCCCUUCAGCAUUGCCGAGAGUGUUUUGAAAAGAGCCAGCAAAGAGUACUUCUGUAAAAUGUAUGAUAUUACCAACUACGACACUUUCGAAGAAUUCUUUGCCAAGAAGGCUGCCAGAAUGGGUAAAUUUUUGAAGAAAGGUGUACCAGAUGUUGUGGCAGCUGCACGUAGUGUAUUAAAUGACUGGAACACUGGCAAGAUUAAAUACUGUACACAAGCGCCUGAGGUGGUCGACAAUAAAAAUGCACACAUAAGUGCCUCGAUUGUCCACACAGAGGUGCGAGAGUUUGAUGUGGAAAACUUCGAAUCGAUGGAGACCGAUUUACUGAACCAAUGCCCUGGUAAAUCGGAUGAUGUUAUGGAGAUAACAUCUACGGGUCCACUCGAGAUACGAGUGCCUCGCGAAGAUACACAGUUGGCUGAUGCACAGAUAGCUGAAGAUGAACCGCCGGCAAAGGGUCGAAAGAGGAAAUUAGUCGAUGAUAAGAAAGAGAAACCAGAUCCUGUCCUACUGUUAGAGGAGAAUCAAUCGAUUAACAAAAAUAUCAAAGAGCUGCAAAAAAAGAAGAAAAAACAAAAUGUUCGCACCGAGAAGAAAAUUUCAAAAAUCACCGACGUAUUGGACAGCUUCAAUUUGGGUUCAUCGUCGACGAGUGCUGAUAAAUAUGACUUCGACCAGGAUUAUGUGAUUGAAUAAUUGCAGUUAAAUAGUUAGAUGUAUGCUAAUAAAAUGUAUAUAUUCUUUUAAAAUUGA